Nanorana parkeri is the source of this 2380-nucleotide messenger RNA. Its product is annotated as regulator of G-protein signaling 6. Lineage: Eukaryota; Metazoa; Chordata; Amphibia; Anura; Dicroglossidae. The record is from RefSeq and is a predicted model, not a curated record. Gene Ontology annotation, biological process: G protein-coupled receptor signaling pathway; regulation of G protein-coupled receptor signaling pathway; intracellular signal transduction. The transcript is spliced from 18 exons. Gene Ontology annotation, molecular function: GTPase activator activity. Bases 472 to 1938 code for a protein of 488 amino acids.
GAUGAGGAGGAUGCUGCGUUUCAUGUAGCACCAUACCACAAAGCUCCAUCAGAGAGCGCUCAGGCUACUGCAACAUCCUCGGAGCAGGAGGAGGAGGAGGUGGGAAGCAGCUUGUCCUGUUUAUUCCCAUCCAUCCUCAGCCACUCUUCUGCACGCACAGGGAUGGACCUGUCUCCGGGGGACCCUCUGGCUGCCUUCCCACCUCCCUCUUUAGACUGAGCAGGUAUUGGGGCUGCACCCCAGGUGUUGUCAGGAUCAUGCACCGGGUUCCCCGCAGCCUGUGACAGGGAAAGAAGAGGAAGCAUAGGAAGCAGCUGAAGGAGGAGGAGGAGAAGCGGAUUCGGUGGUUGCUAAGGUAAUCCCAGCUGGUCCUCUCCUGGGUUACAAUGUAUCACACCCCGGAUCACUGCUCCUUCAUAUUGAGUGUCUUUCCUGGACGAAACACUGUGGUGUGUCAGUGAAAAAUCAACCAUGGCUCAGUCUUCUGAUUCAGCUGUUGGAGUUACAGAUCCUGAGGAUAACACUCCAAACAUGAUUGUCUACAGAAAAAUUGAAGAUAUCAUCACCAGAAUGCAAGAUGAUAAAGCUGGUGGGGUACCUAUCCGAACAGUUAAAAGCUUCCUGUCUAAAAUCCCAAGUGUGGUUACAGGAGCCGACAUUGUCCAGUGGCUGAUUAAGAGCCUCAUCAUUGAAGAUCCAGUGGAAGCAAUACAUUUAGGAAGCCUUAUAGCAGCCCAAGGUUACAUCUUCCCAAUAUCAGAUCAUGUUCUCACUCUGAAGGAUGAUGGGACUUUCUAUCGUUUUCAAGCUCCAUAUUUUUGGCCUUCAAACUGCUGGGAACCUGAAAACACAGACUAUGCUAUCUAUCUAUGCAAGAGGACAAUGCAGAACAAAGCAAGACUGGAGCUAGCAGAUUAUGAAGCCGAAAACUUAGCAAGACUGCAGCGGGCUUUUGCAAGAAAAUGGGAAUUCAUCUUUAUGCAAGCAGAGGCACAAGUCAAAAUUGACAGAAAAAAAGAUAAAACUGAAAGAAAAAUUCUGGACAGCCAAGAAAGGGGAUUCUGGGAUGUGCAUCGACCAGUGCCUGGGUGUGUGAAUACAACGGAAAUGGACAUAAGAAAAUGUCGUCGAAUGAAGAAUCCCCAGAAGGUCAAAAAGUCAGUAUAUGGUGUAUCAGAAGAUUCUCAGUCACAGAGCCCAGUCCACAUGGCAUCCCACGUGAUUAGGAAAACAACAAAAGAUGACUUGCGAAAACAGAUACAUUUUCUGAAUGUUCAGAUAGAUCGACAUUGUUUAAAAAUGUCCAAAGUAGCUGACAGCUUUAUUGCUUACUCCGAACAAUAUACAGAGUACGAUCCCUUUCUUUCCCCACCUGAUCCUUCUAAUCCAUGGAUAAGUGAUGACAGCAUUUUCUGGGAUUUAGAAAUAAGCAAAGAGCCAUCCCAGCAGCGUGUGAAAAGAUGGGCCUUCUCGCUUGAUGAAAUUCUGAAAGACCCAGUAGGACGAGACCAAUUCCUUCGCUUUUUGGAGUCAGAGUUCAGUUCUGAAAAUCUCAGGUUUUGGCUGGCCGUCCAAGAUCUGAAGAGGCAACCUUUGCAAGAAGUUCCAAAAAGAGUAGAAGAAAUAUGGCAAGAGUUUUUGGCCCCUGGAGCACCAAGUGCCAUCAAUUUAGAUUCUCACAGUUUUGAGAAGACAAGCCAAAAUGUGAAGGAUGCAGGGAGGUACACAUUUGAAGAUGCACAGGCGCAUAUCUACAAGCUCAUGAAGAGUGAUAGUUAUGCACGUUUUCUGCGCUCCAAUGCCUACCAAGACUUGCUCUCGAUGAAGAAGAAGACUGAGAAUGAGCAAGGGCGUAGAACCUCCCUAGAAAAGUUCACUCGCAGUGUGGGGAAGUCAUUGACGUCUAAACGCCUCACCGGCCUCAUGCAAUCCUCCUGACAACCCAAGACAGAGGCGCUGGCACUAGGCACCUAACCCUCCAGGAAAUGGUUUAGGCAUGAAAAUGGGUCACUGUGAAAGCAAAGAAACAUAUGAAGAAAUGGGAAUUUUCCAUUCUAAUUCAGAUGUUGUUUGUCCCUCAGUUACAUCAACAAAUUCUGCUUGAGCAGCUUUCCAAUGACCCUGAGUUGCCAAGUUUUUUUCUUUUUCAUUUGUGUGUUUAGUUUGAGAUUUGGUUUCCCCUCAACACAGUAAGAGGAGGGUCGGCAACAGAUGAAAUUUUAGACUAAAUCAGCAAUAAAUGGAGACAUGUCUGAGGUCGAUGUGAAAAUUUCCAUCUCUGUUCUCCACAGCAUCUCAGCUGCAGUGGAUAUUUUCACCACCAAGAAAACUACCUUUGCAUCAGUUUAAAGAAAACACAAGAAACUGAUUAUUCUUAAAA